AUGGCGGCAUCCCACCACACGUCGCUAGUCUCCACAGCAAGCACUCUUGCCAGUCCGCGGCUGUCGUAUCCGUCAGCCGUCUCCCGCCUCUCCUCCGCGCACGCUUCGUCGUCGCCCAUCGCUACCCCUCUUUCCGCUCCUAUCCGCGUUCCCGCACCCCAUGGCACCGCUGCCGCAAUUACCUUAUCCCGCCGAGCCGCCUUCCUCGCCGCCGCGGCGGCGAGAGGACCCCUGCGUUGCUCGCGUCGCCGCCUGGCAGUGGCCGUGCGAUCAGCGGAAGGGGACGCCGCCGGGCCGCGGGACCAAAUAACUUCUGCGGAACCGCAACCGGCGGAACGAUCACCGGCGGAAGCAUCGGCGGCGGAAGCGCGAGCAGCGGAAGCAGUAUCCGGAGCAGAAGCGGGAGCGGAAGCCGUCGUUGUUGCAAGCGCGGAUUCGGUUGGCGGCGGUAGCGUCGCGGGGAAAGAUGCGGCGGCGGAAGUAGAGAAAGGGAACUGGUCAACGUCGUGGGAGCCCAAGGCGGCGCUGGGCGUGCUGCUGCUGUCCGUGCCCGUGGUGCCCGCGCUGCCGCGCUGCCAGUGGUCCGCGCCGCUCUACUUCGGCCUGCUCGCGCUCUGGGCCGUCUACGUGGGCAGCCACCGCAGCCUCACCCGCCCCCCAGUGCAGGCGGUGAGCAUGCAGCAGGGCAUGGCAGUGCCCGUGCUCUGCUCCGUCACGCUCUUCUCGCUCUACUGCCUGCUGCGCUUCGCCCCGGACUUUGACCUGCGCGUGCUCUUCUCCUCCUACCUCACGCUCGUGGGCGGGGUUGCAGUGGCCAGCCACCUAGCUGACCCGCUCAAGGCCGCUCUGCCCAAGGAGAUCAACGACCGGCUGUCCGUCACGCUAGACAUCCCCUCGUGGCUAUUAGAGAGCUCCUCCUCCUCCUCCUCCUCCUCCUCCUCCUCCUCCUCCUCCUCCUCCUCCUCCUCCUCCUCCUCCUCCUCCUCCUCCUCCUCCUCUCCCUCCUCUACCCCCUCCUCCUCCUCCACCUCCUCCUCUUCCUCCUCCACCCCCUCCUCCUCCUCGUCCCCACCUGCACCAGCAGUGCUCACCCUCUCUGCAACCGACGUGCUCUCUGCUGCCCGUGAGUCACACCGGGCCCUCUCACAGGGGCUUGGGCAUGGCGAUGGCGGUGGCAUCAGUGCAACCCUCGGCGCCCUUCUCCCUGGGCAACAUCUGGGCAUGGCGAUGGCGGUGGCAUCAAUGCAGCCCUCGGCGCCCUUCUCCCUGGGCAACAUUGUGGCCGUCUGCAUUGUCUCCGAGGUGCUGCAGAUGCUCUCCCUCCGCAGCUUCGCGGUGGCGUCAGCAGUGCUGGUGGGGCUACUGCUGUACGACGUGUUCUGGGUGUUUGGCUCCUCGCCCAUCUUUGGCGACAACGUCAUGGUCACGGUGGCCACAUCGGACGCCUUAGUGGGCCCCAUGAAGCUCGUCUUCCCUCGAUGGACGGUUGAUGCUGCAUCACCCUACUCCAUUCUAGGCCUGGGAGACGUCGCAGCGCCGGGCCUGCUCAUGGCACUCAUGCUCCGAUUCGACUCGCACCGCUCCUCCUCCUCUGCAGCCGCCGCCGCCGCUGCUUCUGCAGCAGACACUCCCACCAAGGAUUCAACAGCGCAGGGCGAGGCUAGCAGCAGCAGCAGCAGCAAAGGGGCGGAGGGCAAGCAGCAGGGGAUGGUUGUGGCAGCGGUGGGGGACGGUGCUGCAGGGCUGGAGGACAAAACGUACUUCCUCGUCUCUGUUGCUUCCUACCUCGCUGGCCUCGCCAUCACCAUUGGAGUGAACACAGUGACAGGAGCAGCGCAGCCGGCCCUGCUGUACCUGGUGCCGUCAUUGCUGCUGGGCGUGUCAGCAGCUGCAGCAGCGCGGAGCGAGCUGGAUGUGCUGCUGCGCUUCGAUGACACCGCUGCAGGGGGUGCUGGUGGGGACGGCAUGGAGGGGGGUCUGCUUUUCAAGCCUGUGCCGGUGCAAAGGGAGGGUGACCGAUCGAGGGAGUGA
Molecule: messenger RNA, 2031 nt
Organism: Closterium sp. Naga37s-1
Lineage: Eukaryota; Viridiplantae; Streptophyta; Zygnematophyceae; Desmidiales; Closteriaceae
Source: the annotation of a GenBank genome assembly